Messenger RNA from Neofelis nebulosa (Clouded leopard), 2135 nucleotides. It is a transcript of the gene FAM228A, whose product is annotated as family with sequence similarity 228 member A. Lineage: Eukaryota; Metazoa; Chordata; Mammalia; Carnivora; Felidae. The record is from RefSeq and is a predicted model, not a curated record.
UUAGCAACAAAGGAGCACACACCUUGAUCCUUGAUUGGUAAGAAGACACAAAAGAAGGCUGAUUCAGAGAAGCCAUUUGCCAGCAGGAUUCAUUCAUGUUGAGGACCAAGGAAGGCACUCAAGCACCUGCAAUAAACUCUACUUAAAUUCAGUGUCUGUAUGAUAAUUAAGAAAUCACAAUACCUUGUAUUGAUAAUUAUUACAAAUGUAUGUUCCCCAGAAGUUAAAUAUUGCCUGAAAGAUCCAAUAAAAAUAAUGACAGCUGGGGCACUUGGGUGGCUCAGUUGGUUAAGCCUCCGACUCCUGAUUUCUGCUCAGGUCAUGAUCUCAUGGUUAGUGGGUUCGAGCCCCAUGUGGGACUGUGUGCUGAUGGCGUGGAACCUGCUUGGGAUUCUUUUUCUCUCUGUCUCUCUCUUUCCCCCCCCCACCCCUCCCCUACUGGUGUUCUCUCUCACGAAAUAAAUCGUUAAAAAAAAAAAUGAUAGCUACUUUACUGAAUGCCUGUCAAUUCACUUGAUCUUUCCCUAAAUCAAGGUAGGUGUGUCCCCUUUGGUCAGGCACCCUUAAAAUCCAUUGCCACAUAUUCUCCCCAGGUUUUUCUAACAGUUUUUAGAAUAUUAAAAAAAUUUAUUUUGAGUAUGAUUACACACUUGCUGAUUCUGAUUCUGCAUAGCACCCUCUGGCUCAUGUUGAGGCUGACCCCUGGUCUUGGGAAGACACAGUAAGACCUAGAACACAGGAGAGAAGAAUUUUGUUUUCCUUAGGCAAAGGGAACACUAAAAAUCAUUCCUCUCCUAAUUGUAGCCCUAGAUCGUGCAGAUAAACUGUAUGUUCUUUGUAGUAUCAAUUUAGAAGACGUCUAUUCAUUUGAAGCCAGUCAAAAUGUAGGGUGGUGUUGGUUGGGCAGUUGAAGGCCCCAGGUGGGUGGACAUGGCAUCUCCUGGGGACCCUCCUCCCCCCUGACCUGCCCUCAUCCUUCGCGUCCCCUGCGGGAACAAGAAAAGAGUAGGGCCUGUUGAGGGAAGUGGAGCUUCGAGUUUCAACCCAGUGCUUUGUUUUUAUUUAUUUAUUUAUUUAUUUAUUUAUUUAUUUAUUUAUUUAUUUAUUAUUUAUUCUUUUUUUCUCCCCCCAGUGCUUUGUUUUUAAAAGGACGCCCCCUUUUCCAUCUUGCAAUACUCCGUCUGGUGGUGGGUUAGCUGGCUGGGGAGGGGCUUGGGGGUUCUGGAGUCGCUGUCCUGCAUCUUGGGGAGCCCACGCCGUCCACCGUGGAGCCCCAGGCUGGGUGGGUGACCCCACAGCAAUAUGUGGGGGAAGCGUAAUUACCCCUUUUGAAACUGAGUCUUGGGGGGCUGCCAGGAUUUUGUUUUUGUUUGUUUUACUUAGGGACUUUACCACGUGGCAGAGUCAGGAUUCAAACUGCUUUCUGCCUUACUAAGUCUCUUCAAUUUACUCUCUCCCCUCAGGGAUCCUAUUAUCUAUGGCUUCCAAGAAAGUGUCUACCUGUGGUGAACAUUUCAGGCCAGAAAAAUUAAAAGAAUGGCCAGAGCUCGAGUCAGUUGCUUUAAUGGAGGUGUUAGCUAGAGAAGACAUUGAUGAAGCUGUACUUGCAAUAUUAUUUAGAGAAAAUUACAUUGCCAAGGUUAUGUUGCCUUUGUUUUGUGAUUCCCUGUUUAGAAGAUGGCAAGAGAUGGAUGAAGAGAAGAGAGCUGUUUUUCAAAAUAAGACAGGAAAACGAUAUACCUUAAAAGAAUGUAAAGACCUAGAGAAGGCCAGGCUUUAUGCCACAUUGCCCCAUUUCACUUUUACUCUACAUGAUGUUAUUCUAGAGUGGCAUAAAGCCUCUGCGAGAUCUGUGAGAAACAAAACACCUAGUAAAUGCAGUGGUGCACCGGUUCGCAUUUCCACCAACAAUACCAUUUUUGAAAGGCAAUUUCAUUCCUCAAAGCUCAGCCAGGAGAAUGGAAGGGAAGAGAGGAAUUGUGUGGUGAGCAGAGAUCUGGGGGAGCAGGGCUGGGAUGGCACAAGUUGCAACAUGCACAAGAUGACAGGCAUUGAUUUUGGAAUUUGAGCCAUUGACACAUCCCUCCUUGUGACACAGGUUCCCCAGGGUAGAGAAGGCAGGAGGCAAAAAAGGG